Messenger RNA from Vombatus ursinus (common wombat), 4192 nucleotides. RefSeq names its product cyclin D1 (gene CCND1). NCBI's taxonomy places the organism in Eukaryota, Metazoa, Chordata, Mammalia, Diprotodontia, Vombatidae. The record is from RefSeq and is a predicted model, not a curated record. Bases 9 to 887 code for a protein of 292 amino acids. Gene Ontology annotation, molecular function: cyclin-dependent protein serine/threonine kinase regulator activity. The transcript has 5 exons. Gene Ontology annotation, cellular component: cytoplasm; cyclin-dependent protein kinase holoenzyme complex; nucleus. Gene Ontology annotation, biological process: positive regulation of G1/S transition of mitotic cell cycle; mitotic cell cycle phase transition; regulation of cyclin-dependent protein serine/threonine kinase activity.
CGCCGGCCAUGGAGCACCAGCUGCUGUGCUGCGAGGUGGAGACCAUUCGCCGGGCGUACCUCGAUGCCAACCUCCUCAACGACCGGGCACUGCAGACCAUGCUCAAAGCCGAGGAGACGUGCUCUCCCUCCGUCUCGUACUUCAAGUGCGUGCAGAAGGACAUCCUUCCCUACAUGCGCAAGAUCGUGGCCACCUGGAUGCUCGAGGUGUGCGAGGAGCAGAAAUGCGAAGAGGAAGUCUUCCCCCUGGCCAUGAACUAUCUGGACCGGUUCCUGUCCCUGGAGCCGCUUAAGAAGAGCCGGCUGCAGCUGCUGGGGGCCACCUGCAUGUUCGUGGCGUCCAAGAUGAAGGAGACCAUCCCACUGACGGCCGAGAAGCUGUGUAUCUACACAGACCACUCGGUGCGGCCCGAGGAGCUGCUGCACAUGGAGCUUCUCCUGGUCAACAAGCUGAAAUGGCAUCUGGCGGCCAUGACCCCCCACGACUUCAUCGAACACUUUCUGUCCAAGAUGCCCGUGCUGGAGGAGAACAAGCAGAUUAUCCGCAAACACGCGCAGACCUUCGUGGCUCUCUGCGCUACAGAUGUGAAGUUCAUUUCCAACCCCCCUUCCAUGAUCGCCGCGGGGAGCGUCGUGGCCGCCGUCCAGGGCCUGCACUUGGGGAGCACCAACUCCUUCCUCACCUACCAGCGCCUCACCAGAUUCCUGUCUCAAGUUAUCAAGUGUGACCCGGAUUGCUUACGAGCCUGCCAGGAGCAGAUCGAAGCCCUCCUGGAGUCCAGCCUGCGCCAGGCCCAGCAGCACAGCUCAUCCUCAGUGCCCAAGAACAUGGAGGAGGAGGGAGAUCUGUCCUACACGCCCACCGACGUGCGAGAUGUGAACAUUUGAGGGCCCGCCCGCCGUCUGCUGGGGGUUUGCUGAGUCUGGAGGCAAACAAAGGGCAUCUGGGGCCGGAGGCUGCCGCCGCCAUGUCAGAACCCCCCCCCCCCACCCCCCCCCCCACACGCAGGAGACCUUCCCCGGGACACUUCUAGACCCAACGGGCCCUUCGCUCCGUUUUCUCUGUUCCUGUUCUUUCUCUCCGCUCUCUCUCCCUCUCCAUCUUCCAUCCGUGACUUACAGAAACCAUCCCAAAAAACUGUCGAGGAAAAAUAUGCGCGUGGCCCCGGGGGAUUGGGCUUUGCGCCGAGCAAAUAGAUGCUUUUAUACUCUAAUAAUCAACUAGUUUUUAUAUUAACGUGUUUAUGACUGUAUGUUGUAAAGAUAGGCGUUAACAUGAGAAGGAGAUCUCCAGGGGAGGUCUUAGCCGCGAUUCCUUACAUGGUGAAAAACCAAAAAAAAAAGAAAAAGGAAAAAAAAGCCCCAAAAUGCAGAAACCACAGAACGAAGCAGAAAAAGUGAAACCAGCCGUUUUUGAGUAGAGGAGGGUUAGCGUUUUUCUUCUUUUGUAGACGUAGAGCUCCGAGGGCGGCGGCGGGCAUCUGGGCCCCCGCCUGCCUGCCGCCCGCAGCCCCAGCACCUCUGUCAUCCGCUAGCUAAUGCAUGUAGGCACUUUACGGCCUGUCUCUGAGCGGCUUAGCUCCUUCCCUAGGUGUUUCUCCUCUCCCCUCACGAGUGGUUCAGCGGAACAGAGCGUUUCCUUUCAGGCUAAUCUUGUUCGUGCCUCAGACCCAGAGCUUUCUCUCUUACACGCACACGUGCGCACACACACACGGCUCAUCCAGGACUUGUAUUCUAGAAAGGACAAAGUAGUGACAUAAUAUAUUCUAUUUUUGUAAUCUUCCUAUUUUUUUAGCGCGCGCUGACCCAGCGGCGUGUGGAAGGCCAGGGCUUCCGGCGUCCUCCUGCCGCCGUCCGUUCGGCGGAACCCGUGUUGUGCCCCGAAACCAUUCCAUUCCAAAGCACUUUCAGUCCACGAGAGAGAGGAGGCCAUGUCGGUGUGUUGUGUGUUGCAUGGGGGGCGGGGGCGGGGGGACUCUCUAAAAUGGAAUGGUUUGGAAGCAGACGUACGCUCAGAGGCAGACGGCCGAGUUGGCGCCUUGGCUGGACUCUGGUGUCUGGCCGUGGUGGUUUGAGGUGGUUGGGUUUCAGAGGAGAGAGGGAGAGAAAAUUGGUUCACAGAUUGCCAGGAUGCACGCCUGCCCUUCCCAAGGCUCUUCACGUCUUUAGUGCCAACUGAUGUUUGUAAAUUAGGGGCCUGAAAGGUUUGCCUUAGACCGUGUAGUUUUUCUCUACCUGUUUUACAACGGAAGGUUUUUAAAGGCUAAAAUAUAUAAUUUAUAGUUAAGGCUAUAAAGCAUAUUUAUUGCAGAGAAAAUUCAGAAGGCCAGUACGAUUUGUAAAAUAAUGCAAUCUCCCCCUUGGUUUAAAAAAAGACACAAAAAAAUCCCCACAAUACCUUGUGCUUACCCGCGACGUUGCAGUUUUGACGCAGCUUGUCAAAGACCGGUCCUUUGGAGUCAAGUUAUCAGGAACAGAACCCAAGGACGCAUGGACGCAGCUCUUGGGAGGAGAGGGUCUGUCUGGCCAUUGAAAAACCCACGCCAGAGCUGGAGAACCCGGGGAGGGGGGCUGGCGUCCGCGUCUGUCUUCUUCCCUUGUGUAGCGACUGAAAAUUUGCACAUCUGGGCGAGGCAUGUUGUGUUAUUCUUUAGGAAGUAAGUAGAUGAAGGGAGGGGGUGGAUGGAGGGAGGGGCGGAAGGAGAGGAAGAUGGCGUUGGAGGAGGAAGGGGGGGUUGGGGUGAGGAAUCGGAGGGAUGGACGGACCGACGGAUGGAUGGAUGCAUGGGGGAAGCUGCCGAUCGUUGAAGGGGUGAUUGUAAAAGUAACAGGAGUGGAGUGGGGGAUACUCCGUUUUUAUUGAGCUGCUAUGGAUGAAUUCCCAGCAUGGUUUGGAAAAGGAAAAAAAAGACAGCUAGUAGCGCUUCUCUGUAUCUUUGUUGUGUCGUUUUGCUGCUAUAUAUUGUGGAUCAGUUUUUUUUUUUUUUUUACACAAUGUCAUUAACUGCCAUGUCAAACGUUUUUAAUUUUCUCAUAGAAAAUUAUGUUAUUGACAAUUUUUUUUGUAGAUUUUUUUUAUGUGAUCAUUUUUUUUUUUUUUUACUUAAUGUGAUUACUGCUCUAUCCCAAAAAAGGUUCCUCUUUCACAAUACCUCAUGCUUUUCAGUUAACCGUGUUAGAACCAGGGGUUUUCAGGUCCUGGACUCCUAGCCUCCCCUCCUCCUGCAAACUCACCGACCAGCCAACUGACCAGCCAGCUCACAAGCCAAGCAGUCAUGGCGUGCGCUCUCUCCUGAAUGGGGCUCCGGCAAGCAGGGUUGCGCGAGUUGAGAAACAGCCCCAGAGACUGAGUCCCAGCGGUUUCCUUCUUUGCUGUGCGUGGAGAACAGUGGAUUCUCCCUCUGCCCUGGGGUUCAUUAUCAUAGUAGUUGUAAGCUAUGUUAUUAGCCACAUUGCUCUAUGGAAGGUGCAUUAAUUCUUAGGACUGUCUGCUGGGGGGACUCACCCUUGGCAUAGGGUGUCUUCUGAAACGCUACGUAUCUGGCGUGUUUAAUCUGUUUAUUAUAUGCUAGGUUUUUGUUGUUAAUUAUAGCAUAAUGCUAAUUUAAGAGAAGCCUGUAGGUUUUACCAUGAAGCCGGCUAACAGAGUUGUAUGCUGAAGAAUAAACUAGCUGUUUGUCUGUAUGCUGCUAAAACCAAAACGGAAUUAGAAUUCAUUUAUUUUUUAUUUUGAGGAGAAACGCAGUGAAGAUCCCCGGUGGCCCGUGGAGGGCGGCGGCGUGGCAUCCACCCGUCCUGGCCACGUUUGGGGAACAUUGACGCUUUACCUCAGAAACACUUCUCUGUUUGUGUGGCAUCUCUGUGUCGCGGGGGGGGGGGGGGCCGGGGGGGGGGGGGGGCUGUGUGCUAAGCUCAGUGGUGGUGUGUCCGGUAAGUUUCUUUCAAUAUUGUACGUACUAAGAGGCCAAAGGCUGAUCGCGGGUUCAUGUGUCCACAGAGGUGCUUUAUGUGUCCUGUUUUUACAGAUUUAUAACAAUCUUAUAGGAAACAGACAAGUCAGAUGUGUACGUUUUUAUAUUGUACUUAUUGGCAUCCCUGGUCUGAAAUGCACAUUUUCACCAACAGACCUGUAACAGACAAGUUUCCAGCAAAAAAGGAAAAAAAAAAGAAAAAAACUUAAAAAAAAAUUUAAA